Seriola dumerili (greater amberjack) is the source of this 1925-nucleotide messenger RNA. It is a transcript of the gene fkbp1ab, whose product is annotated as peptidyl-prolyl cis-trans isomerase FKBP1A-like. The record is from RefSeq and is a predicted model, not a curated record. NCBI's taxonomy places the organism in Eukaryota, Metazoa, Chordata, Actinopteri, Carangiformes, Carangidae. Bases 94 to 420 code for a protein of 108 amino acids. Gene Ontology annotation, molecular function: peptidyl-prolyl cis-trans isomerase activity. The transcript has 5 exons.
GAGAGAGAGAAUAUCCGCUGGAGGAGCAGACAGACAGACUGCGGGAGGAGUGUUGCCGGGUGCGGGGAGAGCUCCAGAACACGCCACUUAAAAAUGGGAGUCGAGAUCGAGACUAUAACCCCGGGCGACGGAAGGACUUUCCCCAAAAAAGGACAGACGUGCGUGGUGCAUUAUGUUGGCUCCCUGACAGAUGGACGCAAGUUUGACUCAUCCCGUGACAGGGACAAACCUUUCAGGUUCAAGAUCGGCAAGCAGGAAGUCAUCCGAGGCUGGGAAGAGGGGGUAGUGCAGAUGAGUGUUGGUCAAAGCUCCAAGCUGACCUGCUCGCCUGACUACGCUUAUGGAAACAAAGGUCACCCGGGCAUCAUCCCUCCCAACGCCACACUUAUCUUUGACGUUGAGCUGCUGGGUUUGGAAUGAAACAAAUCUACAUCCUAUUUUUUGUGUUGUGUGACUACUUCCUACCUGGGUGACCUGGAGAGAGAAACUAGGAGAGUCUGCACUUGAUUCUAUAAGAGGCUUGAGUCUAUAGUUCCACUACUUCUUUCAUCAAACUAUGACAGUUUGUGUUCUUUUGUCUCUGUGACUGAGUUAAUUAUAUUUUUUCCAUCAUAUUCUUCCUCCUAAAAACUAUGGGCCAUAACCUUACAAACCUCCAUGUUCUUAAUCUUGAAUUCUUUUGAACUUGCGCUUUACUUUCUUCUUUGUUUUUUUUGAAGUGCUGGUUGUGCAUGGUUAUGCCGAGAAGUACAGAAUACCAAUGAACCACAAACAGCGACAUUUAUCAUAAUGAGUCAACAUAUAAUAUUUAAGAGCUGGUGCUUGUUAUAUUACAGAAACAACAAAAAAAAAGUGUAUAAAAGAAAAUGAAAAGCACACAUUUGUAUCCCUUAAAACCAGAACAAACGAAAUGAGAUUCUGUUAGAGAAAAGGCUUAGGGGCUGAAUUUAGUGGAGCCGUUAAUGGUGCAACACAGGGACUGAGUUUACUACAUAAAAUGCCUGUUUCUAUAUAGUGCCACUGUGUUUUCUUUUUCAUUUAAAUCGUUAACCGAAGUUUGAGCUCCAGAGAGGUAAUUGGCGCGAAGGAGAACCAAUCACAGUUGUAGGUAGUUCUAAUGUGUGCCUCAAUAUUCUCACCAGACACAUGGUUACUACUUUGCCCUGUCUGCAUGUUCUAGGCCCGAUUGGAAAUCUUAGUACGUAGAUGUUGAACGCUUUGCAUCUGAUUUGCAUUAUUAUUAUUAUUAUUAUUAUUAUUACUAUUAUUAUUAUUAAUAAUAUUAUCGCCUUCUCAUCUCACCAAGUCUUUAAACCCCAUUUAAAGCCAUACACAGGUCGAACAGUGCAAAGAUAGGAUUUGUGGUGAUGCACAUCAAUUGGAGUUUAUUAUUUUUUUGUCUUAGAAAAAAAAGGGAAAUGCUUGAAAUUUACAAAAGGGGGUUGAGGAAUCAAUCAAAUUGUGACCUCCCCCAACCUUAUUUUGUGUAACAACUUCAAUCGUGUAUUUUUCAGAUGCCAACUUUCUAUCUCUGAGAAUCAACAAAGCUAAUGUAUAACCUAUGAUGAUAGAUAAUGUGCUUCUUUUUUUGUAGUUUUUUUUUUCUUUUCUUUUUUUGCCGGUGUCAGUAAAGUGCCACGCUGCCUAACUGAAGUCUGUGUGGUUGUAGAAAAAAAAAAAUGCUGACACACAGGCAUCCAAGUGGUUUUGUAUCUCAAAUAAAUAGUUUUAAAUGGAGUUUAAAUGAAGGAAUAUGCUGGCCUGGCUGUCAGAUAAUUGACUGUGGCUGUCGAUGUUACAUAUUGGCCAAGCUGCAACUGGUGUGGCAGCAGUCCACCUCUGUACUGUGUAGUUAUGUGCUGAUACGUUACUGUAUGCAGGCUAAACCAAUGAUGACAUAUUUAAAAUAAAAGAAGUGCUCUCCA